Messenger RNA from Ananas comosus (pineapple), 1928 nucleotides. Its product is annotated as protein IQ-DOMAIN 1. NCBI's taxonomy places the organism in Eukaryota, Viridiplantae, Streptophyta, Magnoliopsida, Poales, Bromeliaceae. The coding region runs from base 341 to 1717 and encodes 458 amino acids. The transcript is spliced from 4 exons. The record is from RefSeq and is a predicted model, not a curated record. Gene Ontology annotation, molecular function: protein binding.
CUAACACUUCUACGCUAGAUGGUAGAUGCUCAACUCCCUUUUAAAACGUGUUAUCUCCUCCCCACUUUUCCAUUUAUUUCUCUACCCCCCAACUCCAACCCCAACCCCACCUCUCUCUUUUCCCUUCACUCCCUGCACGCUUCACAGUUUAGCUGUCCCCCGUGACUCUCGUUAAUUACCAUCGGCGUCUCCACGGCACCCAACUUACAUAUUCUUAUAAUUAUUAAUUUAAUAUUACUAUACUCUCUCUCUCCUCUCUCUCUCUCUCUCUCUCAUCGUCACCGUCUUGUCGUCGUCGUCGUCGUCGCCGCUGCGGCCGCCAUUGUUCUCUUGUGAAUGAAUGGGGAAGAAGGGGGGGAGUUGGUUUUCGACCGUUAAGAAGGUCUUCAAACCCGCCUCCAAAGAUCACAACAAACGAGGAGAGGAGGAAGAGGGGAAAAACAAUGAGACGGUGGAGAUAGUGUCGGUCGAGCACUUCCCGGCGGAGACGUCGCCGGAUGCGACGAACGAAGUUGGCGGAAUGACGGACGGGGAGGAGGAGGAGGAGACGGAGCACGCGAUGGCAGUGGCGGCUGCGACGGCGGCAGCGGCGGAGGCUGCUGUGGCUGCUGCGCAGGCCGCGGCGAAGGUGGUCAGGCUCGCAGGGUAUGGACGGAUGUCGAGGGAGGAGAAGGCCGCCGUGCGCAUCCAGUCGUACUAUAGGGGUUAUCUGGCCCGGCGAGCGCUACGGGCACUGCGGGGGCUGGUGCGGCUGCAAGCGCUGGUGCGGGGGCACCAGGUCCGAAAGCAGGCCCAGAUGACGAUGCGCUGCAUGCAGGCCCUCGUUCGUGUCCAGGCCCGUGUUCGCGCCCGGCGCCUCCACCACCUCAUCUCAUCCUCCAAUUCUCACCAUUCACACCCCAAUCCCAAACUGGCAAGCCACCGCGCCAAUCGCGACGACACCCAUCGCCACCAACAUAACUACAAACCAGUUUACGAGGAUUUCGACGCGGCGGAGGACGAAGAGCCGGUAGUCAGCAAUAGUUACUAUCCUGCUAAAAUCACCGACUUGACGUUCGGAGAGUGGGACGGGCGCAACCAGAGCCUGGAGGCCGUCAAAGCCGACUCGCGGCACAAGCAUGAUGCCCUCGUCCGCCGUGAGCGCGCCCUCGCCUAUGCCUAUACUUGUCAGAUGCAGCAGCAAUGGGGCUGGAACUGGCUGGAGCGCUGGAUGUCCAUACAGCAGCAAUGGCCGGACGCUACCAUAGCAGCAGCCGCUGCCGCGGCGCAUGCUGCAGUGGGUAACUCCUACGUAAUUACCGACGAAUUAUCCGAAAAGACCGUCGAGAUGGACCCCGCGGCAACCGGCAGCAGCAACUCAACGUCUAACCCGGUCCGGUUCGACGCUUCGCGACCGCCACCACCGCCGGUAGUCCCCAGCUACAUGGCGGCCACUGUGUCAGCCCGGGCCAAGGCCCGGCCCAAUAUGCAAUUGAGAAAUCUGUCCGGCCCGGGAGCGCCCAAUAGCAGCUUUGGCUGUGGCGGUGGCGGUACCGACUCGUCAAGCUCCGGUGGACGGACGUCGGCGACGAUGAGCAAUGCCGGUUUUGCGGGGCUACGCGUGCAUGCGCAGCGGAAAGCCGGGUACAGUCCUGACCGCUCAAGCUGCGGCGGUGGCGGCGGCGACAGGACGCCGCCCCCGUUUUGCGCGCGGGACAAGAGAUCUGUCUAUGGAUGAGAAAUUUGGCUGGCAUACUAGUCACUAUUAUUAUGAGAAUUAAUAUCCACUUAUGAUGAUAUAUUUAUUCUCUCCCGUUAAGUAUUUGUUUCGUGGUGACAUGUUUCGUUUAUCUUGUGAUACAAAACCUUGAGUUUACAUUCAAAGAUUGUGAGUGUAAUGGUGUUGUAAUCUGUAAAUUAUUUUCAAGUACAUAUUGUGACGAGGUAAA